Molecule: messenger RNA, 1694 nt
Organism: Gadus morhua (Atlantic cod)
Lineage: Eukaryota; Metazoa; Chordata; Actinopteri; Gadiformes; Gadidae
Gene: cers6
Product: ceramide synthase 6
Exons: 11
Coding region: 435-1616 (393 amino acids)
Biological process (GO): ceramide biosynthetic process
Cellular component (GO): membrane
Molecular function (GO): sphingosine N-acyltransferase activity; DNA binding
Source: RefSeq, a predicted model, not a curated record
CCCGGUCGACGGCAACGUAAUUUCCGGUCUCUUAUUCCCUACGAGUUGAGUACGUCAGAUUAGUGUCCCCGGAGCGAGAAAAUUAAGAACAUGACAAAAAGAAGAUCAACAACGACAAAGAGAAUAAAUACGUCGUUUUGAGAAGUAGAAUUGACGAAACAAUAUCCGAAACAUAUAACAAACGAUCACUGUAUCCAAAGUUUCUCCCUCGUCUCUAAACCGAUGUAACUGAAAGUCCCGCCCUCUCUCUUGCCAAUAACGUUCAUCUGGAGCAUCCCGAUUCAGACGUUUCGUCGUGAGAUGAGAACGCUUGGAACGAGGUACUUCCCUACAGAGAGAUCUGAUCUGUCCCAGAUCGCAUCACCAAAGCCUGCAGGUCGCUUGAGAAGCCCUCUGGCACCAGAAGGUCUGAGCUGUAGCCAUCAGAGUGUCUCAUGGCCGGGGUCCUGGCCUGGUUCUGGAACGAGCGGUUCUGGCUCCCGCACAACGUCACCUGGGCGGACCUGAAGAGCACCGAGGAGGCUUCGUUCCCGCAGGCGGAGGACCUCCUGCUGGCGGCUCCCCUUGCCUUCUGCCUCUUCCUGCUCCGAAUGCUCUUCGAGAGGUUCAUCGCGCGGCCGUGUGCUGUGGGGCUGAGGAUCCAGAGCAGCGGGCCUCAGAGAGCCACGCCCAACGCCAUCCUGGAGAAGGUGUUCACCGCCAUCACCAAGCACCCAGAUGAGAAGCGGCUGGAGGGUCUGUCCAAGCAACUCGACUGGGACGUCCGCAGCAUCCAACGCUGGUUCAGACAGAGACGCAACCAGGAGAAGCCCAGCACUCUGACACGCUUCUGCGAGAGCAUGUGGAGGUUUACGUUCUACCUGUACAUUUUUACCUACGGCCUCCGAUUCUUAAAAAAAACUCCGUGGCUGUGGAACACCAAAGAGUGCUGGGUCAACUACCCAAACCAGCCGCUCACAGCGGACCUCCAGUACUACUACAUCGUGGAGCUGUCCUUCUACCUGUCCCUCCUCUUAUCUCAGUUCACAGACAUGAGGAGGAAGGACUUCCUGCUCAUGCUCCUGCACCACCUCGCCACCAUCUCCCUCAUCUCCUUCUCCUACGUCAACAACAUGGUGCGGGUGGGCACCCUGCUCAUGUGUCUCCACGACGCAGUCGAUGUACUGAUGGAGGCCGCCAAGAUGGCCAACUACGCCAGAUGCCAGACGCUCUGCAACUUCCUGUUCGCCAUGUUCUCAAUGUUCUUCAUCAGCUCCAGGCUGGGGGUCCUUCCCAUCUGGAUAUUAAACACCACUCUAUUUGAGAGCUGGGAGAUGGUGGGUCCCUACCCCUCGUGGUGGCUCUUCAACCUGCUGCUGCUCCUCCUGCAGGCGCUGCACUCCUACUGGUCCUACCUCAUCGUAAAGACCGCCUGCCGGGCGGUCUGCAGGGGCAGGGCGGGAAAAUGGAACCCUUUAAAUGUGUCUAAAGACGACCGCAGCGACAUGGAGACAAGCUCAGACGAGGAGGACGGUCCGAUGGCCAAUCAGAAGCCCCACAGCAGCGCCACCAACGGCACUAACAACAAAACACAUGAGGCCAACGGCUACGGGCCAUGCCCUGAGGAACACCACUGACCACCCCUCACAACCCUAACCAUACCCCUAACCCUAACCCUACCAUACCCCUACUCCUACCCCUAACCAUACCCCUAA